This is a messenger RNA of Chelonus insularis, 2439 nucleotides long. Its product is annotated as glutathione synthetase-like. The transcript is spliced from 10 exons. The record is from RefSeq and is a predicted model, not a curated record. Gene Ontology annotation, cellular component: cytosol. Bases 560 to 1990 code for a protein of 476 amino acids. NCBI's taxonomy places the organism in Eukaryota, Metazoa, Arthropoda, Insecta, Hymenoptera, Braconidae. Gene Ontology annotation, biological process: glutathione biosynthetic process. Gene Ontology annotation, molecular function: ATP binding; glutathione binding; glutathione synthase activity.
AAACAUAACCGUAAUUCCAUUCAAGAUUUUGCUUUUUUUCAAUUUGUAAUUCGAUUGAAUUAAAAUUGUUUUUAAAUGAAUAUUUGUUUAAUUGGUGUAUUGUACAGCAGGUCAUAAUUUAAUUUUUAUCUCUUGAUCUUUGGUUUAAUAAGGAAAAUAAUGAUAAGUCUAUUUAUUCAAAUAUACUGUUAAAAUAAUACUAUAUUUAUCAGUAAGAUUUGAAAUUCAACGAUAAGUCUGGAAAUUGGAAAUAAUAAUUGACAUUUGUUGUAAUAUCUUGUGAACAUGUCUUAAUGACAAGCUUACCGGAUGAAUAUAAUUUCUAAUUAAACUCAUCAAGAAAAAUAUGUAUCAUUAUAUAUCACACACGUUGUUUGAGCAUAUUAUCAUUGUCAAUCAAAGUGUACACCUGUUGAUUGCUACAAUCUUUGUAGAUUAUCUAUGAGUUACAUUGCAUCAUCUUCUAGUCAUAACAUUUUCCAAGUUAAAAUCUCCAAAGUUUUAUCAGUGCUCCAAUAUUAAAUUUACUAUUUGUUUCUAAAAUUAGUUUGUUGUCAUAAUGGCUGUUACACAGUUGAAAAAUUGUGUAGAGUUACCAUUAAAUAAUGAGGAUUUAAGUGAAAUAAUUGACAAGGCCAAGGAUUACGCUUUAAUGCAUGGAAUGACGAUGCAUUCAAAUAAUCCAUUUAAUCGAAAUUUCGUAAGAAUUUCUCGUUUUACUUUGCUUCCUACAAGUUUUCCGGAAAAAGAAUUUCUCAAAGCUAAAAACAUUCAAAUAACACUCAACAAUCUUAUACACAAAGUUGCAUAUGAUCAUGACUUUCUUACGAGCACUUUGCAAAGUACAAUUAAAGCUGAUGAAUUUACCAGGAAGCUUUAUAAUAUAUACAAAACUGUACAUAAAGAAGGAUACACUCAGACCAACAGUGUAGGUCUAAUGCGAUCUGACUAUCUCUUGAACGGUGAUAUGAAGAUAAAACAAGUUGAGUUUAAUACAAUUUCUUCUAGUUUCGGUGGAUUAGCUCCAAUAACAGCUAAACUACAUAAAUAUAUUUUGACAGAAUUAGGGCAUUCAGACAAGACAAUUAACAUUCCAGAAAAUAAAUCUAUUAAUGGGCUUGCCAAGGGACUAAUAGAAGCAUGGAAAUUAUAUAAAAAUAAAGAGGCUGUGAUAUUAUUUAUUGUUGAAGAAAAUACCAGUAACAUAUGUGAUCAACGAGCUUUCGACUACGUUAUUCAUGAAGUAAAUCCACAGAUUAAAAUAAUAAGAAGAACUUUUAAAGAGAUUAUCAAGCAGGCACAAUUGAGACCAAAUAAAGAAUUAAUCGUGGGAAAAUAUUUAGUAGCUGUUGUUUAUUAUCGUACCGGAUAUGAAGCCGCAGCAUAUACCUCAGAAGAUGUGUGGUCAGUUAGGCUGUUAAUUGAACAAUCAAAGGCAUUAAAAUGUCCUUCAAUUCAAUAUCAGUUAGCAGGAACGAAAAAAGUUCAACAAGUGCUUGCUCAACCAGGUGUUUUGAGACGAUUCCUAAAUGAAGAUGAAGCUACGAGAGUACGUGAAGUAUUCACUGGUCUUUAUUCUUUAGACUUUGAUGAAUUAGGUGAGCAAGCGAUAGAAAUGGCAAUAAUGGAACCAAAAAAAUUUGUAAUGAAGCCACAGCGUGAAGGAGGAGGUAAUAAUAUUUAUGGUGAUGAAAUUAGAUCUAAAUUAGAAGCUAUCAGGAAUUCACGAGAUCGAGAUGCAUAUAUUCUUAUGGAAUAUAUUGAUGCACCACUUCAAGAUAAUUACUUACUUGGUCCUAAUGAUCAAGAACCUCAAAUACAGAGUCUAAUUUCUGAAUUAGGAAUUUAUGGGAUAAUUAUUGGUGAUCAAAAUCAUGUAAGUGUUAAUGAGCAAGUGGGUCACGUAAUUCGAUCUAAGCCAUUUGGAGAAGAUGAAGGUGGCAUUAUUGCAGGUGCAGGAGCUCUUGAUAGCCCAUAUCUAGUUAAGUAGACUAUGUCCUAAAAAGGAUAUUUAUUUUUUUUAAUCAUUAAAAAUAUAUGAUUAAUAUUGAAAUGUUUUCUUGGUUUUUUAUAAAUCAAUUAACAUUCAGUCAAUUUAUGUUUAAUUGAAAGGAAAUUUUCAUAUUUUUACCUUAUUAAAUGAUAAAUAUAUUUAUAAAAAUACAUUGAAGAGUGAAAUUUUAUUCUUUUUUUAUAGAUUAUAAUUUUAUUUAAUUUAGUAACUAAAAAUUAAGUCAAUAAUAAGUAGAAGAUCAUAGUUAGCAUAUUCUCCAAGUUAGAGUCUGAUAGGAUUAAAUUUAAGAGGAUCAUCCCAAGUGUCUGCAGUGUUGUGCAUUUAGGAAGUUACUAAAAUUAUUAUGUCAAACUGUAAUGAUACAUAUUCGUCAGAACUCAGAUCGAUAUUUACACAUUUGACUAUAAAAUAGUGCCUUAGUAUAA